AUGUUCGCACAGUUGCGGGAGGCGCGAGCGAUGCUAAGCUCGGGCUUCUGCUCGCCCAUCACCGUCUAUGACCCCGUCAGCCAAACCUCCAGCUCCUGCAAGAAUAUUACCGAAUGCUGUAUCGAUGCUGGGACGUCAAAUGACAUGGAGUCAAGAGAGAUCGCCAACAGCGAGUUCAUCGGGAAACCAGGCGACUACUUUCCGUGGGACUAA
Molecule: messenger RNA, 213 nt
Organism: Guillardia theta CCMP2712
Lineage: Eukaryota; Cryptophyceae; Pyrenomonadales; Geminigeraceae
Exons: 4
Coding region: 1-213 (70 amino acids)
Source: RefSeq, a predicted model, not a curated record